CCUGGCAAUAGUCAACGACUCAUUCUUGAAGGUCAAUUAGCGCUGGAAUGUUUAAGUUUAUUCACAUUGUCAUUAUUUGUUGUGGAAGUACCAUUGAAAAUAUGGGCAAUGGGAUGUCGUCAGUGGGGUCGUCAAUUACUAUUUAUCAUUGAUAGUCUCAUAUGUAUUGUAUGUUUCUCAUUAAAUAUUUACAAUAUUUUUCGACAUGUGAAUCGACCAACACGAAUAACGCCAACAACAACAGGAAAUACAUCGAAAGUUUUAGAAUUAUGCAACUAUUUACAUAUUACAUUACAAGCCGAUACAGCAUCAACAUUUGCCGAGAUUUUUGGUCUUUUGAUUAUUUAUCGACUGUGGUAUAUAAGAAGAUUUAUUAGAA
Molecule: messenger RNA, 379 nt
Organism: Schistosoma turkestanicum
Lineage: Eukaryota; Metazoa; Platyhelminthes; Trematoda; Strigeidida; Schistosomatidae
Source: the annotation of a GenBank genome assembly